Molecule: messenger RNA, 885 nt
Organism: Neomonachus schauinslandi (Hawaiian monk seal)
Lineage: Eukaryota; Metazoa; Chordata; Mammalia; Carnivora; Phocidae
Product: cyclin-dependent kinase 1-like
Biological process (GO): protein phosphorylation; mitotic G2 DNA damage checkpoint signaling; G2/M transition of mitotic cell cycle
Cellular component (GO): nucleus
Molecular function (GO): RNA polymerase II CTD heptapeptide repeat kinase activity; cyclin-dependent protein serine/threonine kinase activity; ATP binding
Source: RefSeq, a predicted model, not a curated record
AUGGAAGAUUAUAUCAAAAUAGAGGAAAUUGGAGAAGGUACCUAUGGAGUUGUUAGACACAAAACUACAGGUCAAGUGGUAGCCAUGAAGAAAAUCAGACUAGAAAGUGAAGAAGAAGGGGUUCCUAGUACUGCAAUUCAGGAAAUUUCUCUAUUAAAAGAACUUCAUCAUCCAAAUAUAGUCAGUCUUCAAGAUGUGCUUAUGCAAGAUUCUAGGUUAUAUCUCAUCUUUGAAUUCCUUUCCAUGGAUCUCAAGAAAUACUUAGAUUCCAUCCCUCCUGGUCAGUUCAUGGAUUCUUCACUUGUUAAGAGUUAUUUCUAUGAAAUCCUACAAGGGAUUGUGUUUUGCCACUCCAGAAGAGUUCUGCACAGAGACUUAAAACCUCAAAAUCUAUUGAUUGAUGACAAAGGAACAAUUAAACUGGCUGAUUUGGGCCUUGCCAGAGCUUUUAGAAUACCUAUUAGAGUAUACACACAUGAGGUGGUAACACUCUGGUAUAGAUCACCAGAAGUAUUGCUGGGGUCAGCUCGCUACUCGACUCCAGUUGACAUUUGGAGUAUAGGCAGCAUAUUUGCAGAAUUAGCAAUGAAGAAAUCACUUUUCCAUGGGGAUUCAGAAAUCGAUCAACUUUUCAGAAUUUUCAGAGCUUGGGGCACUCCCAAUAAUGAAGUGUGGCCAGAAGUGGAAUCUUUACAGGACUAUAAGAAUACAUUUCCCAAGUGGAAACCAGGAAGACUGGCAUCCCAUGUUAAAAACUUGGAUGAAAAUGGCUUGGAUCUGCUCUCGAAAAUGUUAGUCUAUGAUCCUGCCAAACGAAUUUCUGGCAAAAUGGCACUAAAUCAUCCAUAUUUUAAUGAUUUGUACAAUCAGAUUAAGAAGAUGUAG